UAUAAUAUUGCAUUGAUAGGAACGACAUUGUAUGAAACCAGUAGGAGUAGUCUUAUGACUUUCCCUGAAUUCCUCUCUUUCCACUUCUCUUAGCCCUCUGAAAUACAUCUCCCAAUUUUAUAAAGAACCCAAGAGUGCUUCCCUUCAGCCAGGCUAUAUCAGUCUAAAUGAGUAUCAUUGAAGAGAGGCUCAUUACAAAAUUAGAAACAGAAGAUGGAAGUUUGUCAGGGAGAGUUUGGAUGGAAUCAAAGAAGAUAUGGAGAAUUGCAUUUCCAGCAAUAUUAGCAAGAGUGGCUUUGUUUGGAGUAGUGAUGGUAACUCAAGCAUUUGUUGGACACAUUGGAGCCUUGGAGCUUUCAGCAUUUGCAGUUGUUCAAACAAUUCUCGUUAGAUUUGCCUGUGGCAUCACUCUCGGAAUGUCAAGUGCUACAGAAACAUUAUGUGGGCAGGCAUUUGGAGCGGGGCAAUACCACAUGAUGGGCAUCUAUCUGCAACGCUCAUGGAUUGUUAGUUCUUCUGUUACAACAAUUCUGCUCCCUGCAUUCAUCUUCGCUGCUCAAAUCUUCAAACUGCUCGGCCAAGUAGACGAGAUAGCAGAAGAAGCAGGAACAAUAUCACUGUGGUUCAUUCCCGUUCUCUACACCACUCUCUUUAGCUCCACAAUGCAAAUGUAUUUACAGGCUCAACUCAAGAACUUUGUUAUUAUAUGGCUCACUGUUGCUUCAUUCGCCAUUCAUGUGCUUCUGUCUUGGAUCUUAGUUUACUUAUUGAACUAUGGCAUUCCGGGUGCCAUGAUCGCAAUGAACAUUUCCUUUUUGUUGUUGGUAAUUGGGGAGUUCGUGUAUAUAUUUGGAGGUUGGUGCCCUGAUACAUGGAGAGGAUUCACCAAAGCUGCAUUCUCUGAUAUUUUUCCUGUCAUCAAGCUCUCAAUUUCUUCUGGUGUCAUGAUUUGCUUGGAAUUAUGGUACAACUCAGUUCUGGUCUUAUUAGCCGGAUAUAUGAAGAGUGCAGUGAUAGCCAUAGCUACCUUCUCAAUCUGCCUGAACAUUACAACGUGGGAAUUGAUGAUUGGCCUCGGCUUCCUAGUCACAGCAAGCGUGAGGAUUUCCAAUGAACUGGGCAGAGGAAACACCAAGGCUGCAAAAUUUUCUAUCAAAGUCAUUUUAUGCACUGGAACGUGCCUUGGAGUGGUAUUUUCAGUGGUAUGUUUAUUGUGUAGUUAUCAAAUAGCCUACGUGUUUACUAGCAGUGAAGAAGUGGCAAAAUCUGUGUCAAGCCUCUCUAUUCCUCUUGCCUUCUCAGUCUUGCUAAAUAGUAUCCAGCCCAUCCUCUCAGGAGUUGCCAUAGGUGCCGGUUUGCAAAGUGUGGUUGCAUAUGUAAAUAUCGGUUGCUAUUAUGUGGUUGGGGUGCCCAUUGGAGCUUUGCUCGGAUAUGUUGCGCAUCUGGAAGUCAAGGGUAUAUGGAUUGGGAUGAUAUGUGGAGUGGCAACACAAGCACUUACUCUUCUUUUAAUGACAUGGAGAACAGAUUGGGAGAAGCAGGUGACCAGGGCAUCUGAACGUCUCAAUAGGUGGCUCUUAAAAGCCCCUGAUCAAGAAUCAAAUUAAGGACCUAUUCAGCAUAGGAAACAAAAAGGUUCAAAUGACUAUGGCCCAACCAAGGUUUGAAGAAAUGACAGAUUCCUACCAAUUAAGUUUAAAAAAAUUAAUUUUUCACCCAUAUGUCAAAAUCAACAAUUAAUUUUAACACAUAUUGUGGAGUGUUAAGUAUUUCAAUUUCAUACUAUAUUUAGAGUUUUGUCUUGCA
Mangifera indica (mango) is the source of this 1806-nucleotide messenger RNA. Its product is annotated as protein DETOXIFICATION 24-like. Gene Ontology annotation, molecular function: xenobiotic transmembrane transporter activity; antiporter activity. Bases 168 to 1607 code for a protein of 479 amino acids. Gene Ontology annotation, biological process: xenobiotic detoxification by transmembrane export across the plasma membrane. Gene Ontology annotation, cellular component: membrane. The record is from RefSeq and is a predicted model, not a curated record. The transcript has 9 exons. Lineage: Eukaryota; Viridiplantae; Streptophyta; Magnoliopsida; Sapindales; Anacardiaceae.